Molecule: messenger RNA, 879 nt
Organism: Closterium sp. Yama58-4
Lineage: Eukaryota; Viridiplantae; Streptophyta; Zygnematophyceae; Desmidiales; Closteriaceae
Source: the annotation of a GenBank genome assembly
AUGAAGGACGCAUGGGAUACUAUUAUCGACAAGGAGUUCUGGACGCGUGUUGGGACGGUGCUCGACGUGCUUCGUCCGGUCUACAAGCUGUUGCGGAAUGUUGACGGCAAUCAGGAGGUGAUGGGCAAGAUCUAUGACAACAUGUUUGAUUUGGAGGACGCGGUGAAGGAGGCGUGUAAGGAGCUGACCGAGGAGGAGAAGGAGGAUGCGACCGACAUCGUGCGGAAUCGGUGGAACGACGACAUCAACUGCGCGCUUCACGUGGCUGGACGGAUUCUGUACCCGCCAAACCAAUACGAGUCAAUAUUCGGAACGGACGUGGAGUGUACCAAGAUCUUCAAGCAAUUCAUUCGCAAUUACUACAAGGGUGAAUUCGUGAAAGUGGGAGGGGUGAUGGCGCCACUCGCAACCAUCGUCGAAAAGGAGGUCUUGACGUACACCAAGGGGAAGGGAGACAUUGGGGGGCAGAAAGCGCGUGAUGAGCAUGAACUCAUCAAAGCUAGGCUUUUGGAUUCAGCGCAUUGGUGGGAAUUCAAUGGCACGGACGUGCCCCACCUCUCCAAGCUUGCAAGGAGAGUCCUCUCGCAAUGCGUCUCGGCCUCCCCUUGCGAGACGAACUGGGCUGUUUGGGAAUCAAUCCAUACAGCUCGUCGUAAUCGCCUUGGAGCGAAACGCCUUGCCGAUCUGGUGUACGUGAGCCACAACUAUCACACUGUGAAAAAGUUGAAUGAGGAUCUUGCUAAGAAGCUUGUGGUGAGUGGGCUUCCUGUGGUGCAAGUUAAGGAGGAACCUACUGACAGCUACGGGCAUCUCGAUGACGACGACAUCCCUGAUGAGGCAUAUCUUGAUGGCCAGGAAGCGGAAGAGCCGAAGGAGUGA